This is a messenger RNA of Phragmites australis (common reed), 518 nucleotides long. RefSeq lists its product as uncharacterized. The transcript has a single exon. Bases 50 to 412 code for a protein of 120 amino acids. Lineage: Eukaryota; Viridiplantae; Streptophyta; Magnoliopsida; Poales; Poaceae. The record is from RefSeq and is a predicted model, not a curated record.
ACGAACAGAACGUACGUAGGCCUUCGCACAGGCGACAAAUAACACCACAAUGGCGACGGCAGGCACAUCCCUGGGGUUUCUGCUCCUCACCGGUAGCUCCAUCAUGGCGAUCAGCAGGUCACGUGGAGACACCGCCGCGAUAUCCUUCGUCGUCGCGUCCUACGCCAGCCUCGUCCUGCUGUUCUACUCCCUGCGCCGGUUCGAGACGGCGGCGCCCGCCUCGGCGGCCAGGGACCGGGCGAGGGUUGGUGUCUGGCUCACGACGACGCUGCUCACGGCGAUGUUCUCGUGGAGCGUCGCCGCGCUCAUGCCGUGGCUCGUGGCCGCCGGUGUCUGGUUGAUGGCCGCGUCCACGGUUGUCGGGGGCUUCUACGCUCUGUUCCUUCGUCCUAGGGGAGAGGCUGAAGAUUGAAACUAACUAUAACUAUCGAUUGCUUUAUAUUUAUGAUUGUUGUAAAUACUAUUUCUGGAUUUGCUUUUAAAUUUAGUAAAGCUAAUGCAAAUAUAUUUUAUCUUAA